This is a messenger RNA of Clunio marinus, 1121 nucleotides long. NCBI's taxonomy places the organism in Eukaryota, Metazoa, Arthropoda, Insecta, Diptera, Chironomidae. The record is from the annotation of a GenBank genome assembly.
AUUAGUUUAGUAUCUGCUGGUGAACAAGUGAAGUGAAGACUUAUAAAUUUUAUUUAAAUCUUGGACUCUUAUCAUUUUAUAGAUUUGAAAGAUUUAGUUUAAAGCGAACGAGUAAUGAUUAACAUUCGACCACUUACACCUGCACUUGCUGCGGUUGCUGCAAAAGAACUCAAUGAGACUCCCGAACGACUAGUCAGUGACCUUCGUGCAUUGAAGGAAUGGAUAAAGCAAUCGCCACAUCUUUAUGUUCGAACAGAUGAUCAGUUUCUUGUGUCAUUCUUGAGAGGCUGCAAAUACAGUUUAGAGAAAGCUAAGCAAAAAUUUGAUCUUUAUUACACGAUAAGAACUUUUAUGCCAGAAGUCACGAUGAAUCGUGAUCCGCUCGAUGAGAGAUUGCAAACGAUCAUAAGAUUAGGAAUUGGUCUUCCCCUUCCCUUCACAGAGAAACCUGACAGUCCUCGACUUAUUUUAAUUCGUCCUGGAGCUUAUGAUGCAAGUCAAUUUAGUCUUCCUGAAGUGUUUAAAAUUAGCAACAUGAUCCAAGACAUUCUCAUGCGGGAAGACGACAAUUACAUGAUUGCUGGUCAAAUCGGUAUCUUGGAUUGUUCUGGAGUUACCAUGGCACAUUUCAUGCAAUUUAAUCCAACGUUUAUCAAGAAGAUAACGUUAAUGAGUCAGGAAGCGUCACCAACGAGACAGAAAGGGUUUCAUUUUAUAAAUACACCUUACGGCUUUGAUUCUGUUUUCAAUGUCUUCAAAAGUUUCAUUAAUGAUAAGAACAAAACGAAACUUUAUGUACAUGGAAGUAACUUAAGCUCACUCUAUAAAGAGAUUCCCAAAAAACUGAUGCCAAACGAAUAUGGUGGCACUGCUGGUAGUGUUGAAAGUAUCAUCAAUACAUGGGAAAAGCGAAUAAUUUCUUAUCGUGACUACUACAAAGAAGAAGAGAAAUUUGGCGUCGAUGAGAAGAAGCGAUUAGCUCGCAAAAAUUCUCCUGAUCACAUUUUUGGUGCUACUGGAAGUUUCAGACAAUUGGAAGUUGAUUAAAAGUAAUUUUCUUUUAUUCUAUACUUCAUCACAAUUAAAUAAAUAAAUUUAGUUAAAUAAAACUUUCUGUUGAU